AUGCAGAAGAAGGAGGCUCUGGCUCCGGCCAAUCUGCUAGAGAGGCAAGAUGAAGUGCUGAAAUGGCUUGAAGAGCAGCCAGACCAGGACCAAGCUGACUUUGUUGAGCAAUGCUCCAAAUCGCACGCACCGUCCUUGCAGCAAUGGGCCUUCUCUGGGGAUGUGAGCAAGAAGGCCUUUACCUUCUACAUUGAGUGGAACGAAACAGACCAGCAUAGGUCCAUGAAGCUGGUUCUGGACCUCCUUGCCCAACUUGACAAGAGAAACCCAGACACUCAAGCGGCCAGAGCGACUAGAGAUGAUCUGUUGAACUGUCUCAUCUCCAUUUUAACAGGGAAAUCCACAAAGCCCGUCGUCAAAUCCGCCAUCAAGACAAUCGAUCACUUUCUUGCCAAGAACGUUUUCACCUUGGAGGACCUCCGCGACACCCAUGUCAAGUGUCGUUCUCUGCCUGGUUCUACUGACGAGGCGGAGACGUGGCGUCGGCUCUUUGCAGACAUCAUAUACUGGGCUCGCAUGCGUACCACUUCUCCCGUCACCGGAAAGCUCAUCGUCAACUUGUAUCGUGUCUUGCGAACUCGAGAGGGCCAAUGGGUCAUCGAACCUAGUCGCUUCCAUCAGUGGUUGCUAGACUUCAUCCAGGAUGAUCUCAGUGCGCUCGAGGAUGUCAAAAACUACAUCUUCCUGCCAAUGUUCAAGGUGGACCGCGCAGAAUCAUUGAGAUACCUGAAGGCUGUCAGCGACGUCGACAACGCAGCAUGGGAUCUGAACCAGCAAGUGAGCAUGCCGACUCUCUUGCAGCUUGCUGCUUUGGAGACCGGCACAUACUUCGCUGACUCAGAUCCCAAGUUUCGAGUCAAUGUUAUGGCUCGCGCCAGAGACAUGUACCGGAGGGUCAGGGGCGCCAUCGCUACACUUAAGCGCAGCAUACCACGGGCUCGAGCCAAGGCGAAGAAACUACAAGAGGCCGCCAAUGCCACGUCUGAAAGUAAUGAACGGAACACAAUCGUUCAGCCCAUCAUGUACCAUACGAACCUCAUAUACUUGCCGGAAAGCCAACUGGUGCAGUGUUUGGAAGAGCAUGUGCAGUUCCUGCGUUGGUACAAUGACUUUCUCCGCACAGAGCUCGCUCCCACUUCUUCAUACCAAAGGCACUAUGGGUCACUGAAGGCUCUGUCGUUUAUUUUGCGAAUGGAGGCCGAUCCCAACAAGGGAUGGGAGACAGAAGAAGACCAGGAGCUAAUAUACGAUAUGUUUGGAUCGUCGUGGGCUCGCGCGCUAUUUGAUCUGGUCAUGGAUCCUUUCGACGAUGUACGCGAGUACGCAGCAGCAGCCAUCAAGUCGCUUCACGGCAACGACAAGUAUCGCAAGUUCCGACUCACGACAUCCCAGUCCCGAACGGACGAUUUGCGCGUGCAGCUGAAGCGCUCACUCGAAGUGGCGCAUCGUACGUCCAGGGCUGAUCAUUCCGACGGUGCAGCCAGAGCCAGUCAACUUCUGUACAAGUUUUCCAGCAGCGGCGAUGAACGGGUGGCCGUGCUUUCACGCCUCCUCGCGGAGCUGGAGGACCGUCUCUUGGCUGCUGAAGCUGAUCUCGGACAGGCCGUCUUAGUCAGCGAGACAACAUUCGACCCAAAGGAGCUCGAAGCUGUCAAAUCCCUCCAGAGCCAGGCAGUCCAAUGCUGCUCACGGAUAUGGCAAGCUGUCCGUAGCAUUCUCUGCGACGACUCGCCCGAAGGCUACUUGCCCGAGGAAAUGGAGGCUUUAGAAGGAUUGGACACCAAGGAUGUACUCAGCUACAGUUUCCGUGCAGUUCACGAGGCGAGCAAUCUCUUGAAAACGAUCAUUUUAACAACCAAGAAUCAUGCCAACAGCCAGCUCAUUAGUCCAUCCGUUGAGAUCUUUGAACGGAUUGGGGACCUUACUUUUGAGCAGCUGGCAACACUGAGACACCGUGGCGCAUUCUCCACGGUAGCCAACACCUUCACCUCCUGCUGUCAGCAAAUCAAAUUUGUUGAAGCCAUGUCGAAAUCCAAAGGGGAACAGCUCCUGUGCCAAUGGUACAAGGGCACAUUAGAAUCGAUUUAUGGCCAAGUCUCAACGACUCGCAGAUCAGCCGGUAUUCCCUCGCUCAUCACUGGCAUUCUCUCCGCCAACGCCGCCAGCCCUUCGUUCGAGCAAGUCAUUGAAAAACUCUUUGAUAUAGCUAGCGUGGAGGCUAGAGUACGCGAGACUGAUGCGUCAAAUUUGCCGCAAGUGCACGCCUACAACUCCAUCAAGGACAUUUUCCGAAACUCUCUCCUGACUGCGCUCGGCAACAAAUCAGAGAAAUACCUCACCCCGGCGCUUCAGCUGGCAGCCAACGGUCUCCGUUCCGAAGUAUGGGCCAUUCGCAAUUGCGGCUUGAUCCUGCUGAGAAGUCUGCUCAAUAUGCUCUUCGGUCACCACGAGAGCAAGUCCAUGAUUGAGGCUGGAUGGGACGGCAAAGCGAACCGGAUCCCCUACCACAAAUACCCAGCUUUGGUGGAUGUUCUUGUGGACCUUCUCGAGUCGGGCGAGAAGAACGCAGAGGCACCCGCAACGUUGGACACAUCAGGAGCCGAGGCUGUCUUUCCGGCUCUUGACAUUAUUCGACGAGCCGGACCGCCAGAGGCCCUCCGAGAGAAGCUACAAGACCUUGUCGCCAAGUAUCUUGCCGAUCCGGUAUGGCACGUGCGAGAGAUGGCCGCUCACCCUAGCUCACACGUCCAGAACCACGUUCACGGCGUGCUUUUAACCUUGAAGUUUGUGUUUGAGAGACUCAGCAAGGUUGCGCCGGAGCAUAUUAAUGCCCACCUAUCUGAGCUCGUCGGGUUACUGGAGCAUGAUAGACUGGAAGAUCGUUUCCAAUCUUCCCCCGAAGUGAUAGCAGCGUACUUGGAGCUGUUCAACCAAAUGCAGUCUUUCAGUCUGAUCAGGUCGAUACCGCUUGGCUUCCGUCCCUCGCUGCCGAAAGACCUCAAAGGCAGCGCGCUUCUCAAGAUCCAAAAAUCCGUAUUCGAUACGUAUGCCGCGUACCAGAGCCCAGAACCAGUACAGCAGCUUCGAAAAAUCUUGGUCGUCGAAUCGCCAGGUUCAGACGGCGUCAUUGCCUCCAUUGAGCUGAUCCCCAAGCUCUGGAAGACUUCGUCGCUGGCUGACGACACAUACUCAGCUCUUUGCGUGCUAUAUAUCGACCUUUGUCUUAGUACAACGGUCAGCGAACAGCAAGCUGCUGCGUUGGACAAUCUUGCAGAUGCUCUUAGCGAGAGGCCGAUAUAUGAGAGCAACGUCAGUGAACGACUCGUGGAGAUGUGGACAGCGUUGCCCAAUGCACCGACAAGCCCGUUAUUGUCGAACGCUGUUUUGCGAGCCAGUGGCUGUAUCAUCCCCAUAUUGUCACGCAACGGUGUUGUUCAGUCCGAGGGGCUUUGGCAAUGGGGCAGAAUGGUCGCUGAUGCUGGUCUUGAGGACAAGAGUUUCGACGUUCGAUACGCUGCGACGGAGGGACUUUUCUUCUUCUUCAAGUCUGCCGCUGCCCAUUGCACGUCUGAGGAGCAUCUACCAGCUUUUCUUGCCGUCUACGACGCGCUCAAUGACGACGACAAUGAGAUACGUGAGCUUGCAGCGGCCGCCGCGCAAUUCGUAUAUGGACAGGCCCUUGUGCCCCUCGAGGCUGCCACGCGUCUCCUAGACUGGCUCGCGCAGACGUUCAACAACACUGCCAGGUUUGAGGAGAUUGUUGCGACAAGGUUGACUGGAUCCAAGGGGCACGGCACCGCGUGGCGGCCAGCAGAGGACAUGAUCAACCACGCCCUCAAGCUUGAUGACGCUCUCUUUGCCAUUGAGGAGCAGAAUCUGUUCUUUGAUGAGGUCAGAGAAGUGAAGAGAUGGAGCAGCACUUUCACCACCUUGAGCUGGGCCGGUACGGAGACUUCAUUCACACAGCUCGACCGUUGGCUGGUAGGCGGUAUGCGCCGCCUGCAUCUGCUCUUCGAACAGGGUGAUGAGCCAUUGGGAUGGGGCUCAGCGCCUCAUGUUUUUGCCAUAUGCUCUACCAUUCUAGUUGGAUCCUCCGUACUUGUUGCGUCUGGCAAGGCUAGCGCAGAGCUGCAGGAUGCAUUCCGUCAGUCCGCGAUCAUCAAUACUGACGAUCAGAGGAGUGGGAUCAAUGGGUUACUGAAGGCUUACUUUACGUCUAAUAGAUUCACUGGAUAG
Molecule: messenger RNA, 4236 nt
Organism: Emericellopsis cladophorae
Lineage: Eukaryota; Fungi; Ascomycota; Sordariomycetes; Hypocreales; Bionectriaceae
Exons: 9
Coding region: 1-4236 (1411 amino acids)
Biological process (GO): tRNA methylation
Cellular component (GO): cytosol
Source: RefSeq, a predicted model, not a curated record